GGAUUACGUUCUUCCCACUUGAUUUCAUCUAUAAGUAGUCUCAUUGGUGUAGUGGGAUCGCAUCAAACAACUCUACAUAUAUAUAUCGAGCUUUACUGUCUACUUCCAGACCAAAUACUUCUGCAACUUAGAUCAAGAAUUCUAGUACGAGAUGUCGAGCACUGCUGGUCAAGUCAUCAAGUGCAAAGCUGCUGUUGCAUGGGAACCCGGGAAGCCACUGGUGAUUGAGGAGGUGGAGGUGGCGCCGCCGCAGAAAAUGGAGGUCCGGUUGAAGAUUCUUUUCACAUCCCUUUGCCACACUGACGUCUACUUCUGGGAAGCCAAGGCUCAAGACUCUGUCUUUCCACGAAUUCUCGGACACGAAGCAGCAGGGAUCGUGGAGAGCGUAGGAGAAGGUGUGACGGAACUCGCUCCAGGUGAUCACGUUCUCCCAGUAUUCACAGGGGAAUGUGGAGAAUGUGCUCACUGCAAAUCCGAAGAUAGCAAUAUGUGUAGCCUGCUUAGGAUCAACACCGAGAGGGGAGUGAUGCUCAACGACGGGAAAACAAGAUUUUCAAUUAAUGGGAAACCCAUUUACCAUUUCGUUGGCACAUCGACAUUCAGUGAAUACACUGUAGUUCAUGUUGGUUGUGUUGCCAAAAUCAAUCCCCUUGCUCCUCUCGACAAAGUUUGUGUAUUAAGCUGCGGGAUAUCCACAGGUCUUGGUGCUACACUGAAUGUUGCCAAACCAACGAAGGGUUCAUCCGUGGCUGUCUUCGGACUUGGGGCUGUUGGUCUUGCUGCUGCAGAAGGAGCCAGAUUGGCCGGUGCAUCACGAAUAAUCGGUGUGGACCUGAACUCUGGCAGAUUUGAAGAAGCAAAGAAGUUUGGCGUGACUGAAUUUGUAAACCCAAAAGACUACGACAAACCAGUUCAAGAGGUGAUAGCUGAGAUGACUGAUGGAGGAGUGGAUCGGAGCGUUGAAUGCACCGGAAACAUCAAUGCCAUGAUCUCAGCCUUUGAAUGCGUUCACGAUGGGUGGGGUGUUGCUGUUCUCGUCGGUGUGCCUCACAAAGACGCCGUCUUCAAGACUCAUCCGAUGAAUUUCUUGAACGAGAGGACUCUAAAGGGAACUUUCUACGGUAACUAUAAACCGCGCUCUGAUAUUCCAUCCGUCGUAGAAAUGUACAUGAAGAAGGAACUUGAAGUGGAGAAGUUUAUAACCCAUGAAGUGGGAUUCGCGGAGAUAAACAAAGCUUUUGAACUGAUGCUGAAAGGUGAAGGCCUUCGUUGCAUCAUCAGAAUGGAAUGAAUGAGAGAAUGACCUGAAGCUCAAACAGCCUCUCGUUAAUAAUGAACUACACUAUUACAGUGUUUCUCAUGUCCAGAGAUGUCUGAUACCUUGACUUGAGUGUUGCUUUUCCUCUUCACGUUGUAUUAAUGUAAAAAUAAAGUUAAAUGUCAUAAUUAUUAUGUAUUGUAAUAUCAUAAUGUUGGUAUAAAGGUUAUUUUUCCAUUUUCCAUCCA
Messenger RNA from Sesamum indicum (sesame), 1506 nucleotides. RefSeq names its product alcohol dehydrogenase 3. Gene Ontology annotation, biological process: formaldehyde catabolic process. Gene Ontology annotation, cellular component: cytosol. The record is from RefSeq and is a predicted model, not a curated record. Gene Ontology annotation, molecular function: alcohol dehydrogenase (NAD+) activity; zinc ion binding; S-(hydroxymethyl)glutathione dehydrogenase [NAD(P)+] activity. NCBI's taxonomy places the organism in Eukaryota, Viridiplantae, Streptophyta, Magnoliopsida, Lamiales, Pedaliaceae.